AUGGCCAAGUCGCAGAAACAGUCGGUCCUCAUCACGGGCUGCAGCGAGGGCGGCAUCGGGUUCGCGCUCGCCCAGGAAUUUCACCGCCGGGGCCUUCGCGUCUUUGCGACGGCGCGCAACCUCGGGAAAGUCCAGCACCUGCGCGAUGCCGGCCUGGAGGUCAUCCAGCUUGACGUCGUGGAUCCGGCGUCGAUACGCAGCGCCGUUGAGAACGUGUCGCAACUCACAGGCGGCGCGCUCGACAUACUGGUCAACAAUGCCGGGAACGGUUACCAGAUACCUAUACUCGACGCCGACCUGGCCGAGGCGCGGCGGCUCUUUGAAGUAAACCUCUUCGGAGUGCUGGCCAUGACACAAGCGUUUGCGCCCCUGCUUGUUGCUGCUGCCACCAAGGGCAGCAAGCCGCGAAUUGUAAACAUCGGCUCGGUCGUCUCCCGUGUGCCGGUCCCGUGGGGAGGCGUUUAUAACGCUUCGAAAGGAGCACUGGCCAUUCUCAACGAUACCAUGCGGCUGGAGCUGCGCCCGCUCGGUAUCGAGGUGCUCCAUGUCGUGACGGGUGGCAUCGCGACCAAGUUCUACACCAACAGCGGCGGCCAGAAAUUGCCAGAGGGCAGUCUGUACUCUCCUAUCGCAUCUCACAUCGAGGCGAACGUGGGAGGUGGCGAGGCCAAGGCUAAGCAGACCGUCACGGCGGAGACCUAUGCUCGCAAGGUUGUGGGCAAUGCCUUGAGCAGUCGUCCGACCACGACUAUGUGGAUAGGCGGCAUGUCUUUUAUAUCCUGGUUCGGAAUCAAGUUCGGUUGGGAUUCUGUGCGUGACUUGAUCAUCACUCGGAUGUUCAGUAUGGCCUCGCUGGAGAAGAAGCUCAAGGAGUCAAGACAGCUCCCAAAAGCUUAA
This is a messenger RNA of Neoarthrinium moseri, 897 nucleotides long. RefSeq lists its product as uncharacterized. Bases 1 to 897 code for a protein of 298 amino acids. The record is from RefSeq and is a predicted model, not a curated record. Gene Ontology annotation, cellular component: endoplasmic reticulum; lipid droplet. The transcript has 2 exons. Lineage: Eukaryota; Fungi; Ascomycota; Sordariomycetes; Amphisphaeriales; Apiosporaceae. Gene Ontology annotation, molecular function: triacylglycerol lipase activity; acylglycerone-phosphate reductase (NADP+) activity. Gene Ontology annotation, biological process: triglyceride catabolic process; phosphatidic acid biosynthetic process.